AUGUUCAACAAUCCAUCAGGAAUGUUGCCGAAGCAGCAAUCAUUUCCGAAUCAGGCCAAAUACCAGGAUGACUGGCGCGGGGAAAUGGAAGGGGAUAUGGACACAGGGCCCAGCUGGGGAUAUACAUAUGCUCAACAGUAUCGAGACAUGGCCCCAGCUCACAACCCAUUCAUGAAUUCAUUCGUAUACCCUUCAGCACCCGUACACCCGCCAGCCCUGCAGUCUCCUUAUCGGUAUCCCCAGGUUCCACAAGCAUCCGACCCUCCGCCACCGUUUAAUUAUGUCCCGCAUUUUGGCAUUUGUGCCAACGGACCCUCGCUAUCAAGAAUAUCCCGAUCAGGCCCCCCAAUUCUCCCUAAAAGGACAGAUUACACCUGCUGGGUGGGCAACUUACCGCCGAACGCAACUGUGGAGAUGCUUAGAGAUCACUUUGCCGACGGGGCGAAAGACGACAUCGAGAGCAUAUUCUUGAUGGUGCGCAAUUGCGCCUUCGUCAACUAUAAGACUGAGAGCGCAUGCCAUGCAGCCGUCCAACGCCUGAAUGGAAAGCUCCUGGGCGGCAAUCCUCUACUGUGCCGAGUGAAGAAAGAGCAAUCGGACGAGGAUGAAAUGUUCCAGCGGCAGGGACAUGGCCGACAGGAUUCUGGGGCUGCCGAUGUGGAAGCCAAUGCGCUCAGCGAUGCGGUGAAAGACCUCAAGGUCGACGAACCUGAGGCCUCGGAAGCGCAGGAUACAGUCCCGGAAAACUUACCGCGUACGGACAGCGACCCAACUAAAACAACUCCUGAAAAAUGGGAGGCACGUUACUUCAUCCUGAAAGCGCUGAACACCGAAGAUCUUCAGGAAAGCUAUCGCACCGGGACCUGGACGACUCAACUACACGUUCAAAAGAAAUUGCAUAAGGCCUUCAAGACAUCUGAGUCGGUCUUUCUCAUCUUCUCAGUGAACAAGAGCGGCACUUAUUUCGGCUACGCCAAAAUGCUCAGCUCACCAGGCAAAGGUCAGCAGGCAACAAGAGAAAUCUUUGAUGGUAACCUGUUCGCAGGACUGCAAGUAUUACAGACCCCAGAGACAGAAAGGGUCCCUGCCGGCAAGAUCACUUAUGAUCCUGCUCGCAAUACUAGAUUCUGGGAAGCUGUUCGAGAUCCCGAUAGCGAGACAGAGGGCCCUGAUGAUUUGAGGCCAUUCAGGGUCCAAUGGAUCACGAAUUCUCCUUUGCCAUUUGACAGGGUUAGGGGUCUCAGAAAUUCGUGGAAUUUGAACAAAGAGGUCAAGGUGGCGCGAGAUGGGACUGAAUUGGAGACGACUGCUGGUAGGCGUCUCCUGGCGCUGAUGAAUUCUGUUAGCGUAGACUACUCGAGACCCCACCGAAAUUUCAGCUCGCAUGCGAUCUAUAACGAAGCCGGCUGA
Molecule: messenger RNA, 1410 nt
Organism: Cercospora beticola
Lineage: Eukaryota; Fungi; Ascomycota; Dothideomycetes; Mycosphaerellales; Mycosphaerellaceae
Biological process (GO): regulation of alternative mRNA splicing, via spliceosome; mRNA splicing, via spliceosome
Cellular component (GO): nucleoplasm
Molecular function (GO): N6-methyladenosine-containing RNA reader activity; mRNA binding
Source: RefSeq, a predicted model, not a curated record